Penicillium expansum is the source of this 228-nucleotide messenger RNA. RefSeq lists its product as uncharacterized. The record is from RefSeq and is a predicted model, not a curated record. The transcript is spliced from 2 exons. Lineage: Eukaryota; Fungi; Ascomycota; Eurotiomycetes; Eurotiales; Aspergillaceae. The coding region runs from base 1 to 228 and encodes 75 amino acids.
AUGGGCUCUGUUGCACUGCGUCGUUAUCGCUCCUGUCAGCGGACUUUCUCCCGGGGCUUCGUCCCUCGGUAUGCCUACGGUCCUCGCGGUGGAAUGGGCGGCCUACUCAAAGUCGCUCUGCUGGGCACCUGCACCUACUUUAUCGUGAAGGAACUCUCACACAGAAAUCAGCCUCCUCCUCAUGCCGGCUCCAACGGUGACUCUCAGUCUGCCCAGCCAGUUUCAUAG